Aspergillus caelatus is the source of this 1080-nucleotide messenger RNA. RefSeq names its product aldo/keto reductase. The transcript is spliced from 3 exons. The coding region runs from base 1 to 1080 and encodes 359 amino acids. NCBI's taxonomy places the organism in Eukaryota, Fungi, Ascomycota, Eurotiomycetes, Eurotiales, Aspergillaceae. The record is from RefSeq and is a predicted model, not a curated record.
AUGUCCUCGCACACUACAGCUGCCUUGAGGAAAUCUAUUGAGAAUUCCAAGUGCGGUUAUCGGCGUCUCGGGAAUAGUGGCCUCAAGGUGUCUGUGCCAAUUUUCGGGUGUAUGAGCUUAGGAAACUCCAAUUCCAUGUCCUGGACUAUUGAUGAAGACGAGGCUCUUCCGCUCCUCAAGUUCGCGUACGACUCGGGCCUCAACACCUGGGACACAGCCAAUGUCUACUCGAACGGAGCUUCCGAGGUUAUUAUUGGGAAAGCCUUAAAGAAGUACAACAUUCCGCGUGAGAAAAUUGUUAUUUUAACAAAAUGCUUCUGGGGUGUGGCAGAAGACCCUGAAACUCUGCACUGGUUGGAACGCGAAUCAUUCGAAUCCUCCAAAGAUUACCAGAACCAAUACGGUCUUUCCCGGACCGCGAUAUUCAACCAAGUCAAUGCGUCACUGAAGAGAUUGGGUACAGACUAUAUCGACCUUCUACAAAUCCACCGUUUCGACUCAACAACCCCUAUCGAAGAAACAAUGAAGGCCCUUCACGAUGUUGUUCAAUCCGGAAAAGUCCGAUACAUUGGUGCAAGCAGCAUGUGGGCAACCCAAUUCGCCCGCAUGCAGUUUUGCGCCGAGCAUAACGGCUGGACGAAGUUUAUAAGUAUGCAGAGUCAGUAUAAUCUCCUCUAUCGCGAGGAGGAGAGGGAGAUGAAUCGGUUUUGUAAUGAUACAGGUGUUGGCUUGAUCCCUUGGGCUCCUCUUUGCCGUGGCCACCUUGCGAGACCGCCAUCGGAGUUUGGCUCGACUAUCAGAAGCAAGGAAGAACAGCAGAUCACUUCCGGCCUGGAGGAGUCUGACCUAGCUAUCAUCAAACGGGUCAUUGAGAUCGCCGAAAAGCGCAGUUGGCCAAUGUCUCAUGUUGCACUGGCGUGGAUUAACAGACGCGUCACCAGUCCCAUUAUAGGCUUCAGCAGCAUUCAGAGACUACAGCAGGCAAUUGCAAUUCGAGGCAAAGUGCUGACAGAAGAGGAGGAAACAUAUCUCGAGGAGCUGUAUAAACCAAAAGCUGUUAUUGUUGCCGAGUCUCUUUAG